AUGCCUACCCGUGCGACCAAAAGAGCUCGACCCUCUUCUCAUUCUCCCUCUCCCGACCCUAUAGGAGCCGAACAGGUAGACGAUGAGCCCUCAGCCUCUCAUCUCGUAUCUUUCCUGACAGGCUAUGCGGACCAUCAUUCCUCCGCCUCAUCAUCAGGCGACGAAGGCUUCGAUGCUCCUUCCGACGACGACGAUGACGACGACGUAGAUGUGGACGAAGAGGACGAUCUUGAUGGUACACCUACCAAACGAGCCAAGACAGGUUUGAUAGGAACUUCAACACCUACGAGGAAGGGUACACCAAAGAAGCGAACAGGCUCAAAGACUCCUGGAGGAGGUAACACACCUAAGAAAACACCUAACAAACAUAAAGUCGAUCCGUUAGAGAUUCUAGAAAAGGCUGAAGAGGAAGGUAUAAUAAGAGUAUCUAAAUCCGAUAAAUAUUUCGCCUAUCAAAGUAGGACAUCUAGAACUUCCGGUAACUCAUAUUCAUCUUUGGUCAAACCAUUAUCCCAGAAACAGUACGACACAUAUACUGAUUCUUCGUCAGCAGCAAGAGAGAAGAUACGUCCGCCAGAACAGUUUGAAGAGAGGUACGAUCAGUGGGAGAUGGAAUUGGAAGAAGGAUUCAGUUUGAUAUUCUACGGGUUCGGAUCGAAGAGGAAUACCAUCAAUAGGUUUGUAGAGAAGAGAUUGAGUAAGAGGGGGGAAGUGGUAGUGGUGAAUGGACAUUUCCCACAAAUGGGUAUAAGAGAAAUCUUAAAUUCGAUAGAAGAUAAUCUAUCCGUACCUCAAAAUAUCAAAUUACCUUCAUCUGUCAUCAACAACUCAAGUACGAUCGAAAGAUCCGCUCAUAGGAUAUCUUCCUAUUUCCUUCCUCCAAAUUCGAUCCCACAAGCUAAAAAGAAGGAUUAUCCAAUAUCGAAAAAUGAUCUGUACUUGAUAAUACAUAAUUUAGAUUCGACGUCGUUACGAAAACCAAUUUCCCUAUCAAUCUUAUCACUCUUAGCUUCAUCGCCUAGAAUUCAUCUUAUCGCAUCGUUCGAUCAUCUCCAUACACCUCUUCUGUUCUCACCAUCACUUACGAAUACUCCACCACACGUGUACGGAGAAGGAAGUUGGACAGGUGAAAUUCCUACUGAACGUGGAUUCAAUUGGUUAUACCACAAUCUCACGACCUACGCUCCAUAUACGACAGAACUUUCGUACUUGAAAUUAUCAGCAUCCACGCAUUUGUCAUUAUCGAGUUCAGCCAAUACAAGUGGAAUAUCCGAGGAAGGUGCACUACAAAUACUCAAAUCUGUCCCACCUAUGGCUGCAAGACUGCUCAAACUUCUCUUGACCAAACAAUUAUCGAACUUACCUCCCGAGCCUACUCAUCAUAUUGCCUAUCCACCAAAUCAGAUCUCACCGAUCUUUGCAGUAGACAAUGAUAUUCUACAAUCAUUAGCGAAAGAGAAGUUCAUAGCGAGAGAAGAAGAACGGUACGAUGCACUUAUUGGAGAAUAUAGGGAUCACGGAUUGGUGGUAGAAGCGAGUCUGGACACUGAAGGUAGAACAGGAAGAUGGGUGUGGGUACCAUUGGGAAAAGCUGCUAUUGAAAGGGUGUUGGAAAUGAUGAAGGAGGUUGAGGUGUAA
Molecule: messenger RNA, 1638 nt
Organism: Kwoniella botswanensis
Lineage: Eukaryota; Fungi; Basidiomycota; Tremellomycetes; Tremellales; Cryptococcaceae
Exons: 1
Coding region: 1-1638 (545 amino acids)
Biological process (GO): DNA replication
Cellular component (GO): nucleus; nuclear origin of replication recognition complex
Molecular function (GO): DNA replication origin binding
Source: RefSeq, a predicted model, not a curated record